Astyanax mexicanus (Mexican tetra) is the source of this 8795-nucleotide messenger RNA. RefSeq names its product SH3 and PX domains 2Aa (gene sh3pxd2aa). Gene Ontology annotation, biological process: superoxide anion generation. Gene Ontology annotation, cellular component: cytoplasm. Gene Ontology annotation, molecular function: superoxide-generating NADPH oxidase activator activity; protein binding; phosphatidylinositol binding. The coding region runs from base 372 to 3905 and encodes 1177 amino acids. The transcript is spliced from 16 exons. Lineage: Eukaryota; Metazoa; Chordata; Actinopteri; Characiformes; Acestrorhamphidae. The record is from RefSeq and is a predicted model, not a curated record.
GCUCAACUUGGAUCUAACCUAUUGUUUUCAUCCAGCGGCGGCAGCAGCAGCACGAGCAGCGGCGGCGGCAGUGCUGCGGUUCAGCCCGGAGACAGCUGAGCAGCAGAACCGCGCUUUAUCCAACUACAUGGAUUUCGUUACUACUAUUAUCCCCCCGUCGUUUUUGGCUUCGUACGAGCAGCGCAGCCGUUAAGCUGCUGGGUAUCAGAGCACCCGGGGUGUCUUCAUUUAGCUACACGACCUGGAGCGGAGAGACUCGCCCCCUUUCAAACAAACGGAGCGAAAACAAACCUCCAGACCCUUCUUCAUUUAUCCAGCGCUUACUGCCCCCGUCUCUCCGCUGCCCUGUCUCCGCCGCCUCCGCUUCAGCGAUGCAGCUCCGCACCGUUUUGGACGUGAAAGUCGUGGACGUGGAGAAACGGAGGCACCCCUCCAAACACUACGUGUAUCUCAUCAAUGUUACAUACUCUGACUCCACGUCCCACAUCAUCUACAGGAGAUACAGCAAGUUCUUUGAUCUUCAGAUGCAGAUUUUGGACAAGUUCCCAAUUGAGGGAGGGCAGAAAGACCCCAAAAAGCGCAUCAUCCCUUUCCUUCCAGGUAAAAUCCUGUUUCGACGAAGUCAUGUACGAGACGUGGCCAUGAAGAGACUGAGAUUUAUAGAUGAUUAUUGCAGGGCGCUGGUGCGACUUCCUCCCCAGAUCUCCCAGAGCGAGGAGGUCCUGCGCUUCUUCGAGACCAAACCGGACGACAUCAACCCUCCAGUGGAGGACUAUGGCUCCAAGCGCAAAUCAGUUUGGAUGUAUGGCCUACAGGACAGUCCCACCAAGUCUGAGGCCUCAGGCCUGGACAGUGGGGAGCCCAUGGUGCUGGAGCAGUUUGUGGCCGUGGCCACGUACGAGCGGCAGGAGAACUCCGAGAUAAGCCUGAGAGCCGGUGAGACGGUGGACGUGAUCGAGAAGAGCGAGAGCGGCUGGUGGUUCGUCAGUACUGCAGAAGAACAGGGCUGGGUUCCUGCCACGUAUCUGGACGCUCAGACCGGCACAAGAGAUGAUCUAGAUCUGGGCACGUCCAGAUCUGGAGAGGUUACUAAGCGGCGCAAGGCCCACCUGAAGAGACUGGACCGGAGGUGGACACUAGGGGGAAUAGUCAACCGCCAACAGAGUCGAGAGGAGAAAUAUGUCACUGUGCAGCCCUACUCCAGUCAGGGAAAGGACGAGAUUGGGUUUGAGAAAGGAGUAACCGUGGAGGUCAUUCAAAAGAACCUGGAAGGAUGGUGGUAUAUCAGGUACCUGGGAAAGGAGGGCUGGGCCCCAGCCUCGUACCUGAAGAAGCUAAAAGACGACCUGUCUCCGAGGAAGAAGACCCUGACUGGCCCGGUGGAGAUCAUUGGCAACAUUAUGGAGAUCAGCAACCUGCUAAACAAGAAAGCCGUGAGCGAAAAGGAUGUGCAGACAGAUGGAGAGCCCACCACGCCGGAGCGUCACAUCUCCAAGAGCGAGAUCAGUCUUCCCAUUCAAUGUUCUGCUGAAGCAGAGCAGUCCAUGACGGCCAGCGUUGCUGCAGCUGCAGGCUCAGGAUGUGGAUCCAGUGCUGCUCUACAGGACAGCAAGCCAAAAGCAGAGCCAGGGUCACCUGCUAUAGCAAGAGUGGCUCCACAUCGAGUGGAAAUCGGCUUUGAGGCCAUAGGGUCUCCAAACCUCAGACAGAAACCUCCCCCUCGAAGAGAGGCAAAUCUGGGAUUCCAGUUGCCAAAGCCUCCAGAGCCCCCUACUGUGGAAGCUGAGUACUACACCAUUGCAGAGUUUCAGUCCUGCAUCUCAGAUGGCAUCAGCUUCCGUGGAGGACAAAAGGCUGAUGUAAUAGAGAAGAACUCUGGUGGCUGGUGGUACGUCCAGAUCGGGGAUAUGGAGGGUUGGGCACCUUGUUCCUACAUUGACAAGCGCAAGAAGCCCAAUCUGAGCAGGAGAACUAGCACCCUCACCCGGCCAAAAAUUCCACCCCCAGCACCACCUGUCAAGAAGCAAGACUCUGAGGAUUCACCCUCCUCAAGUGGUUGCAUCUCCAAAGCUCCAGAAUCCCCCAGCAGGCCUGUUUAUGAGGAGCCAGAGUAUGACAUUCCUGCCAUUGGUUGUGACUUAGAGUUGGACACAAGUAUAAAAAAGGACACAACUUUAAAAAAGGACACCAGUCUGAAAAAGGACACAAGUCUAAAAAAGGAUACAAGUUUGAAAAAGGACACAAACAUCAAAAAGGAUUCGAGUUUGAGAAAGGAACCAAAACCUGUGCAGAUCAAAAGCAGUAAAGCUGCUGCUGAGAGGAUUGCUCAGGCUACAGGCAAAGCCUCCCCCCUUUUACUUGUGAAGAGCUCCCCUUUUAGGAAUGAGGAUUCACUCAUCAGUGUCACUAAGGAGGAAGCUAUUUAUGAAAAUGACGGAUUUAGAUUCUCAUCCGACGACUUUUCCUCCACUAGAGAAUCCACCGUUGGAGACUCAGACUCUCUAAGAAGCCGCACCUUAGGCCGCAAGCCACUAGGCUCCUCCUCGUCUCCCGGAGGAGGAAGGUCUCUCAGGGACAUUCCGGAUCUGUACAGAAGUCACUCGUUGAACCGUCCUGAGAAGACUAGUCCUUGGUCAUCUUCAGAUGAAUCGAGCCGCAAUCCCAAAAGAGAGCCAGUCAUGCGCAAGGAUGUGGAAAUCAGGAUUGGCCAGAGUCCUUCAACACGUCCCAAACCAGUGGUCCGACCCAAGCCUCUUCUGAGUAAAUCUGAACCACAGAGCCCUGAGAGGAUGGACAUCAGUAGCUUGCGCCGCCAGUUGCGUCCUACAGGUGCGAUUCGGCAUGGCGUAGUCCGAGCUGCACGUGGUGGAGAAGACUCAGAGACAGCCUCUGUGGUGUCAUCAGAGGAUUCUGUCACUUCCAGAAGCAAUUCAGACCUUUCUAGCAUCUACUCUAAGGGGAGCCGGGGCGACUCUGAUUAUGAGACUUCUGUCUAUCGCACAACAGACGUCUAUGAGCGGGCACAAGAGUCUGAGCUCAGUGUUCCAGGUGGUGUGGAGGUGGAGGUACUUGAGAAGCAGGACAGUGGCUGGUGGUAUGUCCGCUGGGGUGUAGAAGAAGGCUGGGUCCCUACGUUUUACCUGGAACCUGUGAGACAACCUUCCGACGCGGGUGUCCCUGAGUCCCUUGAUGGACCUCUGGCAGAGCUUAACAAUACCAGCAAGUCGAACAGCCUGGAGAAGAAUGAGCAACGUGUGCAAGCCCUCAACAACCUCAACCAGCAGAAUGUCCGAAGGUUAAAUAAUCCCAGCCCACCUAUCCCUUCUAAGCCUCCAGGGGGGUUUAGUAAACUGUCUCCUCAGCUCAACGGUUCAGGCGUACGAAUGCGGAACGGCAUUCGCCAGGCCGCAGUGCGGCCGCAGUCGGUUUUUGUUUCUGCACCACAACCGGUGAAGGAUACUAACAUGUAUACAGGGUCCUUGAGGCGUAAUGAAUCGCUAGGUGCUGGCGACCACAUGAGGUCUAGUGGUGGUGUCCGCCGAAACUCCUCCUUCACUGCCGUGCGGCCACAGCCGGGAACUGAUGUGCGCUAUAGGUCUGGAACCACCACAGCUGUACCGGCCGGAAGCUCUAGCCCCUUGAUUGCCCAGAGAAACGGAAUCCCCGUAUCUACAGUAAAGCCCAAACCCAUCGAGAAGUCCCAUCUCAUUCACAACAACCUACGCGAAGUCUACGUGUCAAUUGCCGAUUAUCGAGGAGACGAGGAAACAAUGGGCUUCCCUGAAGGCACAAGUCUGGAGGUUCUUGAAAAGAACCCCAAUGGAUGGUGGUAUUGCCAGGUUCUAGAUGGCCUGCAAGGACGAAAAGGCUGGGUACCAUCCAACUACCUGGAACGGAAGAAAUAGCAUCAUCCCUCACCCCUGCAAAGAAUGUCACUUAAAUGUUUCCUUAUAUGUACAUUUGAUAACAAUUUGAACUCUGUGAGGAGGACUGUUUUUGUACCAUUAUGAAAAAAAAGAGACACUUUAGUGCUGGUUUACUAAAAAGUACACAACAAGACUCUAAAGACGAUCAGUGAUGCGGGUGUGGAGAACGCUAAUAAGAAUAUGUCUUGUCGGACAAAAUCGGGAGGGUCGUCCCUCCCAGUGUCUUAAGUAUGAUUGGGGGAUAUCGUCUCGUCUCCAGUUUGAGACAACAAGAAGAACAUACUCUACGACUACGCCUUUCAGAAAGGGUUUUACAUGAAUAACAGAAUGAUCCGGGCAAGCGUUGAGAGAAAUUCCAGCCCGAAAUUUUAUGCCAAAUGGGUGCCUUCGUCCAUCGUUGACUGAAUGUUAAUAGGAAUCAUUUGAACACCAGUGAAUCAGUUUCAGUACCAAAAUUCAACUGAGUGCCAUAGGCCUACGAACGCAGAUAUCACCAAAAUUAUUUUGCUACAGAGUUAAAGAGAGAAAGAGAGCGAGACAAGGAGAGAGAGAGAUUCAUUCAGCAUUGGAGUAGGAGUUUGAGUAACAGAAAUUGAAUGAAACCUUCCAGCACUCAAAAAACAAGAGAAUGUAAGACAUCGGAUACGCAAAUAACAAUGUUAACCGUUGAGUGCAGGUAAAGAUUCGAAAAAUUGAUUUUGUAUUUUUUACAUUUUGUUCUGUUUUUUUUUUUGUUUGGUUUUGUAUCUCGUGUUUGUUUUUGUCUUCCUUAGAGAUGUAUUUCUGCUUUCUUGUGACUCUUAUCGGCCUGCAGAAAAAAGAAAGAAAGUCCCUCACUGAGACGCUUCUGUGAUGUGAAUCGUUUCUUAUUGGUUUUGAAAUGUCUCUAAUGAGGGUCUCAUAAUUGGCUUUGCUUUAAUGCUCUCCACUUUCUUUUGCCCCCAUCAAAAUCCAAACAACAUGAAGAAAGGAUUGUUGACUCAUUAAAGGAUAAGAUGUGCGACAUUGCCGGAGCAUUGGAUAUUAUACUUAGGGCUGGAUGGUAAUUAAAUUCAGUUAACAUAUAUUGUAGUAUAAAAUGAUUCAGUGAUUCAAUGUAAAUUGUUUCAGAAGGAACCGAAAUGAUAUUGUAUUGACGGAACAUGAGAAAUAUAUUCUGAUAUAAGUAAUAAAUAUUUGGCCAUAUCGCCCAGCCCUAUUUUUGUUUUCUUUUUUAAUGCGGUAUCAAGCCUAAGAUAGGUUUAGUUUACAAAGUGCAAACUGUCCUGUUGCAGAGAACAGGACUGUGUGUAUGCUGCUCUAGAUGUGCUAUAUUUACUGCUCUCAGAGUGGUAAAAUAUAUUUUGGAAAUUCAGUACUGGAAAAAAUGUGGCAGAAUGUUCGCCAAAAUCAAUCCCAGGGAAUUAGUUACAUAGAAAUGAGCCCAAAAUGUGAUGAAACCAAAGCAGAAUGCCAAUACAUUUGCUAGUUUGUUGUGUUUUAGUUUAGUAUUUAUUUUGUGGGUACUAAGAAAUACGGUGUAUUCAGCAAAACCCAAACGAGGUUUUAGAACUGAACAAAAAUAGAUAUUUAAUUACUAUAUCUGGAAGCACUUGAUUGUUUUGUUUUUGUUUCUACCCAAAUAAAAGCACAUUGACAUGUAAGGUUCAUUUUGCCUUAUUACAAUAUUGCUGGGCAGUAUUGAAAUCAGUUGUUCAACUAAGUUUAACAGUAGGCAGUUGAGUUUUCUUAGGUAUAUUACAAUGACAAUUGUAGAAGAUAGUUUUAAAUGAAUUAUGAUUAAAUGCAACAUACAAUUUUAAGUUUAGCCUGUUUUUGUUGCUUUUAUUAAGUGGAUUAUUCAGGAUUUUAAAACACAUCUCCCUCUUUGAUAGUCCCAAUUAAGAAAAAAUAAAUAAAUAAAAUUAAAGCAAGAACAUGCUUUAUGAUCCAUGUCCGAAGGCUGAUGUUCAAGACUGCUGAAAUAUUUUUCUAAUGAACGGUGCAGUGUGAACUCUUUGUCGGGUUGAGCACUAACGUGUUGUUAAUUUUUGUCUGUUUUUUUUUUUUUUUUCUGCUGGACAGUAUUAUAGUAUUAAACAAAUUUAAGUACCUGCUAGAUUGCAGUUCUAUUCUAUAAGCAGUAGUAGAUUUUGUUUGUUUGUCUGUUCUUGUUGUUGUGUGAUCACACAUGGACAAUAAUGAUGAAUGGAAAGGUUCAUUUGUUGUGAGUUGAUGCAUUGUCAAAAAAAUGCAUCGAUUUAAAGAUGCAGUGUAUUUUAUCAGCACAUUAUUUAUUGAACAGAUUUUUUUUUCUUUCAUUUUGUAUUUAUAAUUAUUUAAUUAAAAAAAACAACAUGUUCAUUACCUCUGAUUUUUUUCUCAGUGCUUUGUCACUGUCAAUUCUGCAGUUAGAAAAUACAGUAUCUGUAUUGUUGAAGGCUCUCAGCAAGAUGCCUUCUUAGUGGCGCUCUCUAGUGACACAGAUUGGCUCUGUUUUUUUUUUGUUUUUAUCGCCACUGGUCUGAUGCAAAAUGACUUUUUCUUACUUGCAUUGGAGACUUAGUUUUAAAGAGUUAAAGGCUGUAGAAAGUGAAUGUUUUUUUUUCUACAAAAAUGCAGCUAAAGGCUAAGUAAAGCCUUAUUUAAUCCAGUUGAUCAUAUUUUUCCUUUUUUCAAGGCUGAUUGCUGCACCUUUAGCAACUAUAUGGACACUUCCUCUCUCGUUAUUGGACAUUCUAUAAUGCCAGAUUUUGUUUAAUGUUUCAUUCAUUUCUUGAUUUCUUACUUCACCUUGGUUGCAAGACAAUCAAAAUUUUACAAUUUGUGGGGAAAAAAGGGAGAUCAGCCUAACCACAAAACCCAAAUCAAUUUGAAAUGACCAGAUUUUAUCUCAUUUGAAUCACAAUGAUGAUAAUUUUGGCUUCAGCAGCAAUAAUUCUAUAUUUUGCACUAAAACGGUCUGUUAUUCUCAUCAAAAACAAGUAGACUGGAAAGCAAAUAAAAAAAUCACUUAAAAGAAUUUUUAAAGAAUUUGAAUUCUCCACCUGUUCCCGACCCUUUGACGAAGGCAUUAUAGAAAUGUGUCGACUCACUUCAACAUGUUUAAUGGAUAUUGCUUCUGUCAAGUAACUUCCAUUUACAUUUUAAGCUUGAUUUUGUUUGCAUCUGCAAUUUACAAGGGAAUUAUUACGUCACGCUAGGCCUUUAUUUUCAUAUUUCAUAUGUACUUUGUGUAUCAUCUAGCCUUUGUUUAGUUUUUUUUUUCUUAUGUUUUUUCUUGUCUUUUUAUGUUUGUUUGUUUUUUCGUCUGCAAAAAAAAAAGUAUUAAGAUAUAUUAUUUCCUAUAUUAUGUCCUGGCGUAUGUUAACGUGACGUUACGAGAUGUUACGAGAAAAUGUGCAAUAGAAUAAUAAUAGGGAUCUCACCAAAUACAAGGAACUCUCAGAAGGGUUGAGGGUUUGUUGAUCCCUCCCCUCCUUUUCAAAGUUGAGUUGUUUUUGUGUUUAAUCAAAUCAAAUUGGAGUUUGGAUUUGAAGUUCUUUUGAAAAGAUCGUUUGGUUUAUGGUUUAUUUUCAUGUUUCAGAAAGUCAUAGUCCUCUUGAUUCACGGACAUUCCGGCACAUGCAGACGUAAUCUUCGUCCACAGGUCUGUACUCUCGUCCAGUUUGUCUCCAGGACUCUGUGACCUAUAUCGAUGUGAUGCUCCUUCUGUUGUUACGCCAAGUCAACAGUCGACCGUGACCACGUCUAAUGCUCAGUGCUCUUUGGCAUUCUGUUGUAAGGCCACCUUGAUUUUUUUUCUUUUCUUUCUGUGCCAGAGGGGGAAACCAAGUGAAACGUUGCACAUGCCCUCCUCUACACUGCCAAAGGUCUGACAGUUCUGUUUCCAGUCUCUUUUAACUGUCUUGCAUCCCCUACUUGCAUUUACAAAAGCUUCCUUAGCUUCCAUAGUCAGCGGAAAAUAUUUAAAACAUCUUUAACCAACCUUGCCAAUGGAACAUGACCUCAAAAUUUCACCAGUAUUUUUACCAGAUGAUCAGCUGUUGUUGUUCAUUUCUCUGUCGGAUUAGAAAAGCGUUUUGCUGCAUACAAACACACAGAACACAGAACUUGCUCUGAGGCUGCAUGUUCAGACUGCAGGCAAGUCAUAUUUGUUUCUCAAAUCAGGUGUGUGUACCAAAUUAAACAACAAAUCCUUAAUAGGCCUUUGUUCCAUUUAGUUUGAAAAGCUUCAUUCAAGCAAUGUAGAAAUGGAAUACCUCAUUGUUUCACAUUAAGGAUGUUUCUCCUUUUUAUCAUACUUGGUAUUAAAGUGAAAAUAAAAUUAAUUUCACACAUGCAUUUUUAAUUCUUCAGAUGUUUCCGUUCUUGCCAAGGAAGAAGUCGCUCAUGACAAGUAUAAGCUUUCCCUGUUAGAAAAGUUGUCCAAAGAAAUCGAACUGACGUAACAUCGAUGCCUGUGGUCACUCACCGUCUCGUAGCUUCAUGAGAACCUUCUUUUCCUCUCCUGCUUGUCUUGCUUUGCUACAUAAGCUCUUGUUUCGUCUCUCGUUCUUCUUCCUUGGAAGAAAUGGACUUCUGGUCUUUUGAGGCAUGGCUUAACCAUAAGCUUGGUAAUCUCAUGCGGAACCUCAGAAUAUUUUCCUACUGCAGGGUAUACUUUUCUAUUUUUCCCCUCUUCUUCUUCUUACUGCUGACCUUUCUUUCCAACUUUGACUUGGAUGGUGGAUGGCUUCAGAUUCUGGCCUGUUCCAGCUCGCUUGCUGCUGUUCCAAGAAAAUGAGUGUUGUUGUCAUUUUACUUAUAUCAACUCUGUGCCUGAGGCAGGAGGGUGUUGAGAUCGGAAUCUUUGUAGUUGAAGACAGCACUAGUACGUCUGAAGUAUGG